AUGCGCCGCGUCCCCAACCGUGCGUCGCCGGUCGCCGCGAGUCCCAUAGGAACGGGCCCAGCCGAGAACCAGCAAGCCGCCACAGCACAUAUGACCAUCAACUUCUACGGCAACCCAGCCGGCGGCACCUUCGGGAUUCCCAUGGCUGGUUACCCAGCGGGCUACCCAGCCGCGGGCUACGUAACGGCCGCCGGCCAGCCUUACUGCUACGCCGCUGCUCCCGCUGCGUACGCCGCUGCUCCCGCUGCGUACGCCGCUGCCAUGCCUGCUGCCACACUGGUGGGGGCACAGCCGGUCGCGUACGCAACAGCCACACCUGCCGCCGCUCCUGCCACCACGCAGACGGUCACAUACGCUGUGCCUACCGGCCAGGCGGCUGCUGCAUACCAGUACGCGUUCGCCAUGCCGCAGCUGCAGCAGUCCAUCUCCACGGCCAGCGUGUCCAGCACGCACUCCGUGCGUACGCUGCCCUCAACGUUGCUGAGACCGGCGGUGACCGUGCCCGUGGCGGCGAGCGCGCCCGUUGCAGUGCAGCCCGCUAUGCGCGUCUCUUCCGUGACCAGAGUGCGAUCACUGCACCCAACCUUGGGCUGA
This is a messenger RNA of Dermacentor andersoni, 594 nucleotides long. The record is from RefSeq and is a predicted model, not a curated record. Lineage: Eukaryota; Metazoa; Arthropoda; Arachnida; Ixodida; Ixodidae.